Molecule: messenger RNA, 669 nt
Organism: Blastocystis hominis
Lineage: Eukaryota; Bigyra; Opalinata; Blastocystidae
Exons: 1
Coding region: 121-612 (163 amino acids)
Source: RefSeq, a predicted model, not a curated record
CGUUAUGUGAUCAUCCAGAGACAGCGUAAGAUUCUGAGCCAGCGUCUGAAGGUUCCUCCCACCGUGAACCAGUUCAGCCAUGUGUUGGACAAGAACCAGGCUGCUGAGGUGUUCCGUCUGAUGAACAAGUACGCUCCUGAGACGGAGGCCGAGAAGAAGGCUCGUCUGGAGGCUGCUGCCAAGGCGAAGGCUGAGGGCAAGCCCGUGGAGGAGAAGCGUGCUCUGGUUGUGAAGUACGGUCUGGACAACGUGACGAAGCUGGUGGAGCGCAAGAAGGCCAAGCUGGUUCUGAUUGCCAACGACGUGGAUCCCCUGGAGCUGGUGAUGUGGCUGCCCGCUCUGUGCCACAAGAUGGGCGUUGCGUACGCGAUCGUGAGCGGCAAGGGCCGUCUGGGCGCUCUGGUGCACCAGAAGACCGCUACUUGCGUGUGUCUGACGGGAGUGAACCCUGAGGACGAGGCGGCGCUGAACUCGCUGCAGGAGAGCUUCACCACCAAGUACGCCGAGAACAAGAAGUGGGGUGGCGGUAUCAUGGGACUGAAGACUCAGCGCAAGCUGAGCAUUCGUGCCGCUGCCAUCGCUGCUGAGAAGGCCAAGAGAGCUUCUCUCUAAGCUGAUUGUGAGGCUACAUGAAGAAAGGAAGGAAGGAAGGGUGGAAUCGUCAUUGGU